UAGGGGCCGGUGAGGGGGCAGUGGUCCCCUCAGCAGUCAUGGGGGUCGCACUCCCUCCGCAGGUCCCGAGGCUCUGCUUGCGUCAUGCAAUUCCUCUCGCUAUCUUCGCGCUUCUGCUUCUUUAUCUCUGGACUCGGAGCCUUCGUGAGCGGUCCCUUCCCUCACCUGCUCCGGGAGGAACCCAGGAAUCCGGGCUCUGGGGACCGAAGACUCCUCCUAGAGCCCUCAAUUCUUUGUCUCGUCUCUCCCCAGGCGCCCUCUCAGGCUGUGGAUCGGGGACGCAGACCUGCAUUGCCGAGGGACCGCCGCCUUUACAGGUCCGGAAACAGCCGGGACCCCUGGAGGGCCUGGAAGGGGAAGAGUCUCAGUGUCUGGGCCCCCAGGGGAUGCUGGGCCGCAUGGUGAGGCCGUUCCACGCCAGUAUGAACCCCGAAGGGGAUGUGGAGUUGUCGCAGUAUCUGGCAGGAUGGAGGGAGCUAGUCAGGUUCCUAAUUCCCCUCGGCUCCAUCUACGCCUUCGCCACCAGUGAGGCCUUCGCCAAAGUGACUGCCCUCGAGGCUCUGGUGCAUGGCCCAGAGGCCGCGCACUACACGUCGCUGGCGACCAUGGUGGCGUGGGAGCAGCCGGGGAUCGCCUCUCGAGACUCGGCCAGGUGCCCGGGCUCAUUAACGAUGCUCUUGCUGCACCGUGCGCUACGCUGGUCGCAGCUCUGCCUCCAUCGUGUGGCAACCGGGACUCUUGGAGGCCCAGACGCCGGCGCGCAGUGCAGCGACGCCUAUGGCACGGCCCUGGCCCCGCACCACCCCUGGCUCGUCCGUCAGGCCGCCCACCUCGCAUUCCUCGCCUUCCCGGGACGCAGCCGCUUGCUCGAGCUGGCAUGUCCGGGAGCCAGAGAAGCGGAGGCGCGGGCCGCGCUUGCCCGGGCUGCGGGCACCCUGGAGGAUGUCUACAACCGUACUCAGACCUUGCUGGCCGAGCGAGGCCUGCUCGAGCUGGCCUGAUGCCUGCAGGCCAUUGGAAAAAGCGCCCUGGGGCGGGGUGGGAGCAGCUCCCGGUCGAACCCUUGACAAAGCCUUUAGGCGCCGGGGCGGGGCCUAAUAACCCGCCUCCUUUGUGACGUCACCGCCCUUGAAGGCCCGCCUCAGCGGAGGUGUGGUUUUUUAGCCCCUCCCUCUUCCCGGAGUCUUGGGGAAAAGGGAGGCGCUGUGAGGAAUAAAAAGUAUUCGUUGGUUGCCGUCGAGUUAGGACGUUUUGCGUGAUGACGGCAGGCAUUUAAGGGAUAUAGGAAAAAAAUGGAUAUGGAAAAAUGUGUCAUCCUUGUUCCUGGCAGCCGAGAGAUUCACACGCCCCUGGCCUAUCUCAACCAUUCCUACGCCAACUAUAUGCCAAGUCUCUAGCCCAGAGCUUUCCCAGGAACUCCAGGCCCCAUAAAGCUAACUCUUUCCUGGACACCUCCACAGACACCGCAAAUGCAGCACGUCCAAUACGUGUCCAAUCAUCUCCUCCCAGAAUUGCACCUUUCCUUAUGUUUCCUAUCUCUGUGAAUAAAUGACCCCCUUUAUGUAAGCUAUCCAAGGCUAAAACCUUUGCGUCUUGCCUCAUGUCAAGCAGGCGCUCAGCUCAAUAAUGCAUGUCUAAUAAAAGGCUAGUAUGCAGAAUAUAAGAGGGACUCCUACAACUCAACAAUAAAAAGAUAAGCCAAUUUAAAAAUGGGCAAAGAACUUGAAUAAAUAUUUUCCCAAAAAAGAUAUACAAACGAUCACUUAGCACAUGAAAACUUGUUCAACAUUAUUAAUCAUUAGGAAAAUGCCCCCCCAAAAAAACCACAAAAUACCACUUCACACGCAUUAAGAUGACUAAAAUAUAAAAUGCACAAUAGCAAUUAGAAAGUGGAGAAGCUGGAUUCCUCAUUCAAGACCGGUGGGAAUGCAAAAUGGGGCAGCUGCUGUAGAAAGUUGUCAGUUCCUCAAAAUAUUAAAUAAAAAGUUACUACAUGACCCAGCAAUUCCUCCGAGGACCGAUAAGAAAGCAGUCUUUCCAAACUUACUUGUUUUGUUUUGAUUUGGUUUGGUUUGUUGUUUGC
Camelus dromedarius (Arabian camel) is the source of this 2083-nucleotide messenger RNA. It is a transcript of the gene GLTPD2, whose product is annotated as glycolipid transfer protein domain containing 2. NCBI's taxonomy places the organism in Eukaryota, Metazoa, Chordata, Mammalia, Artiodactyla, Camelidae. Gene Ontology annotation, cellular component: cytoplasm. The record is from RefSeq and is a predicted model, not a curated record. Gene Ontology annotation, molecular function: lipid transfer activity. Gene Ontology annotation, biological process: intermembrane lipid transfer. The transcript is spliced from 3 exons. Bases 39 to 1001 code for a protein of 320 amino acids.